UGGCAACAGAUCAGUCAAUGCAGGGACCGCACCACACGAACAACUCCUGUCAGUUUGUCUGAGGCUCGGUGUGUGCGGUAUUCUUAACGUCAGCUCAGUCGUUAGCCAUUUAUAAACUAACGUCGUAUUUUAAAAAAAAUGUGUGUGUCGUGAGGUUAUUUGAUUUAAUCAUCGGGCUUUCAAUCGGGCAACAUUAGCCGGCUUAUUUAACGUUAGCUAACGUCAGAUUAACAUUGCGUUUGUAUUCUAUCGAUCGACACCGGUUUGUUUUUUUUAGGUUGAAAGGAGCCUUAAAAGAGAAUGCUGGAGUCAAUUAAAGUGACAGAAAGACUCCACUGGCCAGAAGUAGAAAUGUCCAAAAAGUACAUCUUAAACUGUGCAGACAAGGCAUUAAGUCCAAGCCAUGUGUACCUGGAGAAGAUUUCAUCUGGUAUCCUCAAAGACCUUUGCAGCACCGGCUCCAGCAACUACAACGUCCUGCUGCAGGCCGAUGAGAAGAAGAACCAAAAGCAGUCCCCGUGCAAGAGGCCAAAGGCCUCGGUGAAAUGCGGCGCCGCAUCCAGCAGAAGAAACCGCCCGGUCGUGGCUCCUAAGAAGCUGCGCGCACCCGAAAGCGUCGGUAGAUCCGCGCAGACAAAUCGUGUUCUCUCAGGCAACUCCCAUCACUCAAAACCAGCGAGGAGCAUCGCCGUGGUGGGCAGCGGCAUGGGCCUGACCCCCCGUGCAGGUCCACAGCCGAGAAAAACGUGCAGCCCCAGCUCCCCCCGAAGUAAAGCGCCCUCGCCGCAGAAAGCAGCAGCAGCACCCCCCCGGGAGGCGGAGAACGCCAGGAAGCUCUGCCUCCUGACAGCCAUCAAGCCGUCCAAUGUUCAGAAAGAGAAGGCCACGUUUUUCAAGUCCGACUUCACCUACAAUCCACAGUUCGAGUACAGCAACCCGGUCUCUCCGGUGGUUCUGGGACGCCAUAACAGCGCCUCAGACCGCUUCCUGACACAGGCAGUGCGCAUCAUGGAGCUGGCCCUGCAGCGAUACGGCAGCUACGAGAAGUUUGAGCAGGCGACCGGGGGCAACCUCCUCACCAAGAGUCGCGUGUGGCUCAACAUCAAGAAAUACAUGGAGAAGGAAGGCUGCUUGGGGGAGAUCGUGGCCCAGGUGACAGACGACCUCCUGUCCAGAGCCUCCAUGACGGUGGUGAACAGCAGACCCACACUGACCAUCAACAUCUCCACAGCCAGAGAGCACUGGCUCGAGGGCAUGCUGCGGCACGAGAUCGGCACACAUUAUUUCCGUGGCAUCAACAACUGCCACCAGCCAUGGAGCAGCAGCGUGGGCAGGAAGAAGCACAACCUGAAGCCCGUGAACCCCACGGAGGAGGGCCUGGCCAGCAUCCACAGCGUCCUGUUCAGGAAAGACCCCACGCUGUGGCGCGCCGCCCUGCUCUACUACACCGUCUAUCAGGCCAGCCGCAUGUCCUUCGCUCAGCUCUUCCACAAGCUGGGACGCUUCGUCCAGGACCCCGACACGCGCUGGGACUACUGCGUCCGAGCCAAGAGGGGCCAGGCCGACACCGCGCAGCCAGGCUGCUUCAGUAAAGACCAGGUCUACCUGGACGGUGUCCUGAAGAUCCUCAGGUACAGGGACAAGAUUGACUUCCCACUGCUGUUGGCUCUCGGAAAGGUGUCAUUCGAGGACGUGGACCGCCUGAAGGCACUCGCCCAGAUGGAAAACGUCCGCAUCCCGCACUUCAUGCAGGACCAGGCGAGCUACGCGGAGCAGCUGGAGAAAAUCAUGGCGGUCAACCAGCUGACCGACGAGGAGCUCAAGGCCAUGAUCUGAGGCGGCUCGGCUCCACGACGCGACCCCUGAAAGCGUCCACCACAGCCUCGGCGGCGCCACCCCGCACGCGGCAGGCAGAGAGCGCACGUCAUGUUCGCCGGAUCCAUUAGCGACGCGUUAGCCAUCACCAGAGAAUCGUUCCAGCGGUGUGAUUACCUUUUUCUUUUUCUUUUGGUGCCAGUGCCAAUAGAACAAUGAAUUGUUGUUCAAUACCAAUAAUGAUAUAUAUAUAUAUGUUUUUUUUCAUCAUUUGUUUUGAUUACACUCUCUGACACUGUUUGGUCUUCGGUUUGAUAGUUUUCAUUAAUAUUUCCCCAAAAGCUUGUUCUAAUAUUAGGUCAGGUUAUAAAUGAGGUAUCAUUUAGAACCUGACCGGCUUUUCAUCUCAUCUUUAUAUUGAAGACUUAAACGUCUUGUUUUAGUUUUUCAUUCACAUAAAGAUAUUUCAUAAGGAUCUCUUGAAUUUAUUGUAGUUUGCUAUUUUUUGUUGUUGAAUAAUAAUAAAUUACCUAUAGGCUUUUGCGAUUGGAAUAGUUCAAAUGACGUUAUAGUUUGCUAAUAUUCCUAAUAUUAAUCUCUCAACAUAUAAAUACAUAUACACAUGCACAUAUGUCUCUACAUCUCACAUGUGGAUCUCUAUCCACUGAUUUAAUCACUGAUUUGCCGUCAUAAUUAGCCGAUGGCAUCAGCUGUGAUUUAACAGUCGUCAGAAUGAUGCCACAGAAGCAUCUACAAUUAAAUAAUUCUGACUAAUUUGUGGACCUGUGCAUGAAUAAGUUUGCUUAAGCAUCUAAAACACACUCUUUGUCCUUCUGUGAUGCACCUGUGAUCGAAGUGUACUUACCUCGUGUUUUAUAUCCGUCUCUUUAGUCGAGACGAACACAUUCUUGCACUUUUUUUUUUUAUUAUCCUCUAGCAACCACUUAGGGUUUCUAUUUUUGUAGUACGAAUGAUAGGCAUUAAAAAAAAAGAAAGUUGUUAGCGGAGAGAAAGAAGAAAAGCUCUGCCUUUCUAGAGAGAAAUGGACAGAUAACGUGUGAGUGUUUCAUCGGGCCAGUUAUUUAGAGCCGAGCUGUCAGCAUUCUGCUGCGUUUGCUGAAAAUAAAAUGUCCCUGAGAUGUGAAAGUCUAUUUUGAAGGUAAAUUCCUGUCAAGUGCAGUGACCUGGAGCCCCGUUAUUUGCACUUUUUGCACUUUGUUACCUUCUAUCUACCUUUUCGACCGGCGCUGAUAUGGGCCGUUACUGUGUCGCUGUCAUGGACCGGGUAAAAAGAAGUGGGUCCAGUGUUUACUGAUUGGAAUCAAUCAGCUGGGACGUAGAGUCAUUUUUCUCAUAGACUUCUAUGCAAUCCAAUUGAAUUUGACACCCGAGAGCAGUCGCCCCCUGCUGGACGUUAGAAAGAAAGACAGCUGGAGGCUCUUCAGCAUUGGCUUCACUUUCCAGGAGACCACGUCCACUUCUUCUGUGUGUGUUCUAUCUUUGGAAUAUAUUUAUGUUUCACGAAACAAAAGAUAAGCCUUGUGGUUAUACUGAUAUACUUGAUGUGUCGACUCUUUAAAUGAUACAACUUUACAGCCUUCCUAUGUGAUUUUAUCGAUUUGAGUGACUUUUUUGUGAUAUUAAAUCAAUACUAUCUUCAAAUAAAGUUGACU
Messenger RNA from Pungitius pungitius (ninespine stickleback), 3488 nucleotides. It is a transcript of the gene matcap2, whose product is annotated as microtubule associated tyrosine carboxypeptidase 2. Bases 301 to 1836 code for a protein of 511 amino acids. The transcript has 7 exons. The record is from RefSeq and is a predicted model, not a curated record. NCBI's taxonomy places the organism in Eukaryota, Metazoa, Chordata, Actinopteri, Perciformes, Gasterosteidae.